ACGCUUAUGUAAAACUUGUCGAUGUGUGCUAUAUACUUCAAGCAGGUAGCAGCGUUGCGGAUCUUGAUCUCCCGCUAAAAGCCAAAGGCAAUUCGGUGUGCACCUCGCAUGGCAAGGACGAAAGUGCUGAUGUGGCAGAAUAUUGUAGUUUUUAAUACUAUUUUCGUGUUUAUUUUACGUUUCGGAACGUGUUAAAUUUAGUUGUACCUAGGAUAAGUUGCAUUUUAAAUGCGAGUUUUUCUGUGGUUUUAAAUUGUGAGAAAAUUAUAGAGAAAGUACUAUGGUGAAAAUUUUGAGCUCCAAGGCCAGCAAAAUGUACCGUAAUUCCGAACAAUACAGCGAUUGUUCGAACUUGUUGAUCAAAGAUGGUCCUCCGUUGGAUGAACUUGAUCCUGCCAUCUUGAGCUGCGGUCUGCCGGCGAUCAUUCUGUCCGACAUUCAGCCAGUUUAUGCGCCGCCCCCGAUUCGCUACACGAUCGAUCAGCUGCAAGCAAUUAGAAAUUCCUCGCUUUCACUCCGACGCCCGCUCGCAGCGGAUGAUCCCAGGGUAUCGGUGUUUUCCAUAUGGAGGGCUGCUAACAAUACGAUUCAUUCCAACCGGCGCGGCGGCAGCAGCAUUGGCAGCAAUGCCUCCAACGCCACGCAACAACAGAACGAACAUCGUAAUCAUAACAGCGGUAACAACGGCAGGGAUAAAUCACCGGAACGGGCUGGCAAGUUCAGGAACCACCACGGUCGGGAGAAUGGAUUCGGUGGUCAACGGUUCAGGCGUAACUUCGGAUUCAGCAGCAGCAACCAUCACGUAAUUGUAAAAAGUUACCGUUCCGAUAGUGAUCAUCAUCACCUGCAAAACACCGUUAUCGAGGAAGAACCCGAAUGGAUGACCGCUGGUCCUACCUCGCGCCUGGACACAAUAGAGCUUCGAGGCUUCGAUGAUGACCUGUCGGUUUCGCAGUCGUCUUCCGAAAAGAUCGGCAAUGGUGAUAGCAAAAACUCCAGCAAAAGCUCAGGAAAGCACAUCUCAUUCUUCGACGAUCUGCAUCAUUACGAGCAUGUCCAUCACGCCAGAAAAGGCAACAACAGUGGUGGCAGUGGCGGUGGCAUUCUGAAAUCGAACGAUUCAUCCGGACGGGAAAAUGACGUCGAAAGCGUGACCACAUCGAACACCGGUUCACCUCCGCCGGCUCGAAGUACCCCCACGAAGCAUACGGCUUCCGAGUUCAACAAUCAGAUGACGGACGAUGGCCAGAGGAACACCAGCGGUGUCAAUGUGAACAACUUCGAGGAGUUCAUGAAAUUUGAUUCAUUGCUCGGGUCUGAUUCGACCCCGGCAACUAAUGUGCCAUCCGGAUCGCGGUUCAGCAAAUGGUUUCGCCGCGGUGGAAAUUCGUUCAACCAUUCCUUCGGCAACAACUAUGACGCCCGCCGCCAGGCAUUCCAUUUGGGACCGGAUGGCCUUGGACCGGCAAAUAAUAAUCGCUACCCGGCAGACCGCCAUUAUGCGCCCCAGCAAUACGGCGCAUCUCGUUUUUCGUCCUAUCAAGGACCGGUUAAUCAGUCAGCGGAAGUCACGGCGUUCAAGCAUUUGCUAGAGAGGCUGGCCCAGAAUCGUACCAACAACAAUCCAAUCGCUCAACAGCAGCAGUAUCUUAUGCAAAUUCUCAACAAGAACCAGCAAAGCGAAAGUCUGCGUCGUAUGCUGAUGAAAAACACUAUGGACAACGUAUCUGACGGCAAUCAGCAUCAGCAAUCCUCGCAGCAGCAGACUCCGCGUGUUCCGACCCAGCUGGAGCUGCAGCUGCACACGCAGUCCAUCAUGCAGAACGCCCUUCUCAGGAAGAAGCUACAGGAUCAACGCAAGAUUAUCAUCGAACAGAACCAUCAAAUGGCGGAAAUGGUUGCUGUUGCCGCAGCCGGUGGUAAGUCGAAACCGAACGCCGAGGUUCAGCAGUUUGUGAAAUCGGUGUCCCCGAACAUUCAACGCAGUUUGUCGCUUUUGAGCCAAACGACCGGUAACGAUCACUAUCGUUCGUUCAAUCAAACCUUCUCUGGAAGCAACAGCGGUAUACCAAUGAACAAUCCAGCUUUUGGCGGAGGAUCCCAUCAACAGCAGGAUCUGUCGGCCUCAUUGCGCCAAAUGCUGCUUCCUCAAUAUCAGCAUCAACAGCAAGGAUCACGUCCGUUCGGAGGAAACCGACGUCGCUACGAGAAGCGAUCGGUCACAUGGAAGCACAUCAACUAAAACGCCGUCGGGUUGCCAAUGAUGAUCGAUGGGUUUGAAUACUGGUAUUUCGAGCAUUUCUUUUUACUAAGCCAUUUUUCGUUUCUUAUUAUCAUUUAUACGUGUUUCGUUUUUUACUUACCAUUAAUUACCCAAAAAGUGUCUCGUUUGUUUUUUUUGUAUCCAUCCACGGAUUUAUUCGACUUCAGCGUUGUCGGAAUAUUAGUCCACGGCAAAAACAAUAUUUGCCAUUUCCUUUAUUCGCACUAGGAAAGUAGAGAUGUAAGACGAUUGUUUGUAUUUUGCGCAAGAACCAACGGUAGUAUUAUCUCCGUAUAUAUCUUCACUUUUUCUCAUCAUCUAGAACACUUACCAUUGUUUGCUCAUACACAUUUUGCCAUAUGAUUGUAUUAUUUCAGUAAUAGAAACACAGAUACAUUAGUUUUAUCAGACUGAAUUGGCUAUAGUGGAUUUACAUUUUGAAUCUAAGACAUUAUAAUAAAACUUUGAAUUGUGAAA
Molecule: messenger RNA, 2740 nt
Organism: Aedes albopictus (Asian tiger mosquito)
Lineage: Eukaryota; Metazoa; Arthropoda; Insecta; Diptera; Culicidae
Product: eukaryotic translation initiation factor 4E transporter
Exons: 4
Coding region: 281-2242 (653 amino acids)
Biological process (GO): negative regulation of translation
Cellular component (GO): cytoplasm; nucleus
Molecular function (GO): mRNA binding
Source: RefSeq, a predicted model, not a curated record